GCAGGAGCGAGGCAGCGAAUCCAAGAGGCGCCGCGUUGCAGAAUGUGUGUGUUUCACACCGGCAACGUCUCCAACCGCCUGUGUGCAAUGGCCGUUCGUGCGUUACCGGCGCCGCCAGCGAAUGCAGCGAGCCUCCUUGCGCAAGAAAAGCUCUCACGGUAUCUUGUUGAAGCGACGCUGCUGCGAGUGGUUGUCGUCGUCAAGAAUGCUGGCGCCGAGUCAAGCGCGCGUGGGCAGUUUCGAUUCGCCGCGACCAAAGCGCACUUGAUGGGAUGUCUUCUCUCGAACUUUACCGGGUGCGUUUCUGCGUUUUUACCGGGCAUUUUUAUUCGACGUUGGCAUAAUAAAAUACCGUUGCUGCCUACUGGCUAGUUCAUUUUUUAUUUGCUGCGACUCGGUCAUGGUGAAGAUUGUGUCCCUCGGUGUCCUCCGCCAGGAAGCGGGGACGAAGCCCAUUAUCCUCGCCAACGCGUUCGACCUCAACUCGUUUACUUAUUUCAAGCGCUCCGGCGUUCGGGAGAUGAUCACGUUCUUCAGCCGCACGUUCGUUGAGCGGACACAGAAGGGCCAGCGCCAGUCCAUUCAGCACGAAGAGUACAACUGCCACGUGUACGUCCGCCAAGACGGCCUCGCCGGGAUUGUGGUGUGCGACCAAGACUACCCGCCACGCGUCGCGUUUGCGCUCAUGAACAAGAUGCUCGAAGAGUACAACAAGGAGACGAACGGGUCGUGGGCGCAGAACCCGGGCAACGGCAGUUUGGAUUGGGCACCGCUGACAAAGGCGCUUGAGGACUACCAGGACCCGACGAAGGCCGACAAGAUCUCGGCCAUCCAGAAGGAGCUCGACGAAACGACGGCGGUCUUGUCCAAGACGAUUGACAGCGUGCUGGAACGCGGUGAGAAGCUGGACGACCUUGUUUCGAAAUCGGCGGAUCUGAGCAGCCAGUCCAAGGUGUUUUACAAGCAAGCGAAGAAGACGAAUAGCUGCUGCGUCGUCAUGUAGAGCGAGCGCGGGUCAGCGACAAUGCGAAACAAUAGAUAUUCUUUUUGCGUCUAG
Saprolegnia diclina VS20 is the source of this 1057-nucleotide messenger RNA. Its product is annotated as synaptobrevin like YKT6. The record is from RefSeq and is a predicted model, not a curated record. Bases 401 to 1003 code for a protein of 200 amino acids. NCBI's taxonomy places the organism in Eukaryota, Oomycota, Saprolegniomycetes, Saprolegniales, Saprolegniaceae. Gene Ontology annotation, cellular component: membrane; Golgi apparatus. Gene Ontology annotation, biological process: endoplasmic reticulum to Golgi vesicle-mediated transport. The transcript is spliced from 4 exons. Gene Ontology annotation, molecular function: SNAP receptor activity.